Molecule: messenger RNA, 2362 nt
Organism: Asparagus officinalis (garden asparagus)
Lineage: Eukaryota; Viridiplantae; Streptophyta; Magnoliopsida; Asparagales; Asparagaceae
Product: F-box protein At1g47056-like
Biological process (GO): SCF-dependent proteasomal ubiquitin-dependent protein catabolic process
Cellular component (GO): SCF ubiquitin ligase complex
Molecular function (GO): protein binding
Source: RefSeq, a predicted model, not a curated record
CCCCAUUCUCCGUUCAAAGCACGCCAUAAAUUUUUUCAGUUCCCGUUGGUGACAACAGCGCGCUCCCUCUUCUCCGUUGACGCCCCACCUCCCUUUUAAUCUCAGCCGUCCAAUUCCUCUCCAAAUAUCAAAGAAGCCCCCCCUCCCAAUUUCUCACCCACCCAAAAUUAACCAUAUUCAAUUCCCAUCUCAAGUCCUCCGCUCCCCCAUCUUUUCCCAAAUCCCACACAAAUCCGCCAGCGGCGAAAAGAAAUCCAUGGCCACAGUCCCUCCCCCCACCGGCGCACGAUAGCUGAACCCUCUCGAAACGUGCGCCUUUAAUGGGCCAAUCCAGCUCAGCGCCAUCGAGAUCCUCCUCCUCCCUCAGCUCGCCGCCCCAGAUCACACGCCAAAAGUAUGGUUCAUGCGACUCCCGCCGCCGCAGGAGGCGCUACGGCGGGGCAGGCGCUGACCGCGCACGCGACACACGCUCGACAAUCCCCGACGAGUGCCUGCUGAUCUUCCAGUCUCUUUCCUCCGGCGAUCGAAAGCACUGCUCGCUUGUAUGCAGGCGGUGGCUCGCCGUCGACGAGAGCCGCCACCGCCUCUCCCUGGACGCUCGCGCGCUGCUCUCGUCGACGCGAUCCGCGAUCUUUGCUCGGUUUGACUCCGUCACGAAGAUCGCGCUCAAGUGCGACGCCGAUCUGAUAGACAUCGGCGAUGGCGCGCUCGACGUCAUCUCUCGGCGCUGCCCUAAUCUUAUCAGGUUAAAGCUGCGAGCUUGUAGAGAGAUUACCGAUGUUGGAAUGGCCGCGCUCGCUGCUAAUUGUAAGAGUCUCAAGAAGCUUUCUUGCGGAUCUUGCACUUUUGGCGCCAAAGGGAUCGACGCCGUUCUUCAAGGCUGCGCUUUUCUGGAGGAGAUCUCGAUUAAGAGGCUCCGGGGGUUGACCGAUGCCGCCGCCGAAUCGAUUGGACCCGGCGCAGCUGCAAAAUCUCUUAGAUCCGUUUGCUUGAAGGAGUUGUAUAAUGGACAGUGUUUUGGUCCGUUGAUUGCUGGAUCGCCGAACCUUAAAACCCUAAAAUUGUUCAGGUGCUCUGGAGAUUGGGAUCGGUUGCUUGAAGAGAUUGCUGAGAACGCGCGGGGGAUUGUUGAGAUCCAUUUGGAGAAGCUCCAUGUCAGCGAUCGCGGGCUGUUUGCUUUGUCUCUGUGCUCUGAGAUUGAAGUUCUUCAUCUUGUUAAGACUCCUGAGUGCACUAAUCUAGGGCUGAGCUCGGUCGCGGAAAAGUGCAGGCUUUUGAGGAAGCUACAUAUCGAUGGAUGGAAGACGAAUCGAAUCGGUGAUGAAGGGCUCAUAACUGUGGCCAGACGUUGCCCUAAUCUUCAAGAAUUGGUUUUGAUUGGUGUUAAUCCGACAGGGGCAAGUUUAGGGCUCAUAGCUAGCAACUGUAAAAAUCUGGAAAGAUUAGCUCUUUGUGGAAGUGAGACAUUUGGGGAUGCUGAGAUUUCUUGCAUUGCCUCAAAAUGCAUAGCUUUGAAGAAGUUGUGCAUUAAAGGGUGCCCGGUCUCUGAUCAGGGUAUGGAGGCACUUGCUGAAGGAUGCCCGAAUUUGAUAAAGGUGAAGGUGAAGAAGUGUAGGGGAGUUACACCGGAGGGUGCGGAUUGGUUAAGGGCAAGCAGGGAAUCAUUGGCUGUCAAUUUAGACUCCAUUGUGCAGAUGGAGAUGCAAGAUAUGAGUCUAAGUGAGAAUGGGAUGAUUGAAAUUGGUGCAGGAGAUCAAAUCGAUGGAGUGGCUCAGCAAAUGGACGACAUUGAUAUGCCGUCAACAAGCAAUGGUAGGUCAUCACCAUGGAAGAACAAGAUGCUACUUUUGUCGGGGAAGAACUUUUUUGCUUCGACUCUUAGGAGAUGGGGCAAGGGGGAUGGCGGCAGCAGCAGCUGACAACAAUGGAAAUCAAUUUCACUUGUCAAAGUUCUCAGCUGACUCAGUCAAGCAAGAUAUUGGCUUUAUUGUUGUAAUUUAAAACCAAAGUCUUUCAUCUUUUCUUUUCGGAGGACAUGGUUUUUGUUAUCAAAGUGACUGCAAAAUUCUCAACUAUUUUGUGCUUUUUCGAAUUGUAGUAACCUGUUGAAGUUCUUUUACUUGCUAGGUCUUUAGCUGGCUCAGUCAAGCUAUAGAUAUAGGUUUUAUUGUUGUAAUUUAAAAUCGAAGCCUUUCAUCUUUCCUUUUUUGGAGGACAUGGUUUUGGUUUUCAUAGGGACUGCAAAAUUCUCAACCAUUUGUGUUUUUUUUGAAGUGUAGUUAUUGAUUUUUCUUCUCUUUGAGCUCAUACAUAUCAGAUUGGCAUUUUAAGUAAAGCAAUAUGGCAUUUGCUUUGCUGAGCA